AUGCCUCCCAAAGAUAAGAUCGUGAUCGACAUAUCCAGUGACUCAGAUACCGAUGUCACAACUGGCAGUUCUAGAAAUGCAGACAACAAGUUGUCUCUCACGGAACUACCAGCUUCAAAGCCAUUCAGCAAUCUUCAGAUGAGAGACUUCAAGUACUCAAAUCCUGAAACGUUAUCCAAGAAACCGAAUUAUCAUACCCUUAGUUGGAGCCAAGGCCGGACAACGAAAUUUCGACUCGACUCUGAACCUAGCACUGGAAAUCAAAGAGCACAACUAGCCUCCACAAGUGGUGGCAUGGUUUCCACUUCUGGAUUCCUUGUUUCUAAGAAUGGAAUUAAACUCGCAGAGCACCUGCUCAAAGAACAACAAAAACGAGAACAAGUUGAUGAUGAUGACUGGUCUGGAAGCGGCAUUUCUGAAAUUAUGCUGAAUAUGAUGAGGGAUUUUGAUCGGGAUAUUUUCCAGAAAACCGUUAGUCCAUACAACAAAUGGGCAUAUAUUGAAGGGCUUGCGUCCUUCUUGACUUUUGGAGAGUUGAUUAAUUGGGCUAUGUGCGACGACAGCUCUCGUAUCGAAGCUAUAGUUAACGAGUUUGGGACUAUGCUUCUAACAUCUCUCGAAAUGCUUUCCGAGCACAAUCUUUUCGCUGCGAAUUCUACGGUGAAGAAUAUCCCCGUCAUCUUGCUGCUUAUCUUCAGAUUUUUGAAAGAAUGGGAAGAGCUAGGUUACGAGAUCGGAUGGCCGUGCGAGGUAAUCCGCCUCUGUGACGAAGCGGGCAUAGACUUGGUACAAGUUAUCCAACAUACGAGUGAGAAGAUCAAGAUACAAGAAGGGAAACUCCACGCGUGGAGACUCGAAUAUCAGAGGAAACAAACUGGAUGUACUUUCGCCGAAUCCCAGCCUUUCAAUGGGAACGGGUACAUGUACUGGGCUAGCAAGCAGGAUUGGCAACCAAAACAAGAUGGUCUGCACUUGUUCAAGGAAUUUUACCAGCCUGAUGAUCCCGCAAAUGGUCGGGAGGAGGAUGGAAAAAGAAAUUGGUUUCGCUGGGAUUGGAAACUGGAGUACUCAGAAUUCAAGACAAAAUAUCUUGGCGGUACCCGUUAUGUUUUAAACAGAGGAGUUAGAAGAUGA
This is a messenger RNA of Botrytis deweyae, 1134 nucleotides long. RefSeq lists its product as uncharacterized. Bases 1 to 1134 code for a protein of 377 amino acids. NCBI's taxonomy places the organism in Eukaryota, Fungi, Ascomycota, Leotiomycetes, Helotiales, Sclerotiniaceae. The record is from RefSeq and is a predicted model, not a curated record. The transcript is spliced from 5 exons.